ACCAAGGAUUUUCAUCAAACUUCUUGCUUCCAAGUCCCAACUCACUACCUAAUACUUAGAAUUGCAUCCAUGGCUCGCUUGAUUGCAUUCUUAGCCAUUCUCUUCUUCGUUUCGGCUGCACAUUCUGCGCCUUCAUGCCCCGUCAUAGCCCAGGAGCUGGCCCCUUGUCUCACUUUUGUGAAGGGUACAACUGAAGAGCUAUCUCAGGCUUGUUGCAAUGGUGCUAAGGACCUGAGCAACAAUGUCCAUUCCAACCGAGACAAGAAAGACAUAUGCCUGUGCCUCAAGGACGCCUUGUCCAAGAUUGGAGACUAUGAGCCAUCUAGAGUCUCUCUUGUUCCCAAGAAAUGUGGCCUGAAGCUCGACCUUCCUCCAAUCGAUCGAAACACCGACUGCUCCAAGUUUGCUCUAAUGGGUUAUUGAAGCAUGAUUCCUGUAUGCUAUAGCAAGACCGUAAUCCCCAAUUAAUGAGAGGAGUAUGAAAUAAAUAAUAGUGCUUAUUUCCCACAUAAUGUACUAUUCAGUAAUGAAUAAUAUUAGUUGUGUAUGAAAAA
Rosa chinensis is the source of this 554-nucleotide messenger RNA. Its product is annotated as probable non-specific lipid-transfer protein 2. The transcript is spliced from 2 exons. The coding region runs from base 70 to 423 and encodes 117 amino acids. The record is from RefSeq and is a predicted model, not a curated record. NCBI's taxonomy places the organism in Eukaryota, Viridiplantae, Streptophyta, Magnoliopsida, Rosales, Rosaceae. Gene Ontology annotation, biological process: lipid transport. Gene Ontology annotation, cellular component: membrane. Gene Ontology annotation, molecular function: lipid binding.